GAACGCGGACUCUCCUUCCCGUGGUGCAUCGGGCGCAGGCAAGGUAGGGGGGCCGGCAGGAGGCGCCUCCUGUCUGGCCGCGAAUGCCGCUGGCGGCGAACGACAACGACCAGGCCGUACCGGCCGGCCUGCGGCAGCGAAAAGCCCUCCGACUGGCAAGCGGCCCUGCGCCGACGCCCUCCGCAGCCCGGAGUCCCGGCUGGUUCUGGAGCCCGCUUGGCCUCGUCGUUUUCCUAAGCUUCGCAACCCGCUUCUAUCGCCUACGGGAGCCGCCACACAUCUGCUGGGAUGAAACACAUUUUGGAAAGAUGGGAAGCUAUUACAUUAACAGAACCUUUUUCUUUGAUGUCCAUCCACCUCUGGGGAAGAUGCUGAUAGGACUUGCCGGUUACCUGAGUGGCUAUGAUGGCACAUUCCCUUUCCAGAAGCCAGGGGACAAAUAUGAACAACAUAACUACAUAGGAAUGAGAGGGUUCUGUGCGUUCCUUGGUUCGUGCCUGGUCCCCUUCUCUUACCUCACAGUGCUGGAGUUGUCCAAAUCUCUGCCUGCAGCAAUGCUUACAGCUGCCAUUCUGAUUUUUGAUACAGGUUUCAUUACACUCUCUCAGUACAUUCUGCUAGACCCCAUUCUGAUGUUCUUCCUCAUGGGAGCUGUGUUCAGCAUGGUCAAGCAUAAUUCCUGUGCAAACAGACCCUUUUCUGCUCCCUGGUGGUUCUGGCUCUGUUUGACUGGGAUAAACCUUGCUGGUGCAAUAGGCGUGAAAUUUGUUGGCCUUUUUGUAGUACUCCUGGUUGGACUGAACACUGUUUGUGAUCUCUGGGAGCUGCUGGGAGACCUCAGUCUCUCACUGGUCACUCUGGGGAGGCACUUCCUGGCUCGUGUGCUCUGCCUCAUUAUGCUGCCCCUUGCUCUCUAUACUGCUAUGUUUGCUGUUCAUUUUGCAGUGCUAAAUAGAAGUGGGCCUGGUGAUGGUUUUUUCAGCUCUGGAUUUCAGUCUCGGCUGAUUGGAAACAACCUUCAUAACAUGUCUGUUCCAGAGUACUUGGCGUAUGGCUCUGUGAUAACAAUGAAAAACCUUCGUAUGGCAGGCGGAUACCUUCACUCACACUGGCACCUGUAUCCUGAGGGUGUGGGAGCACGGCAGCAGCAGGUCACUGCAUAUUUGCAUAAGGACUUGAAUAACUUGUGGAUUAUAAAGAAACACAACUUGAAAGCAGAUCAUUCAGACGCUUCCCUCCCUGUGGAGUUUGUAAGGCAUGGAGACGUUAUCCGUUUGGAACACAAAGAGACUUCUAGAAACCUGCACAGUCACCCUCAUGAAGCCCCCUUGACGAGAAAGCAUCUUCAGGUCACUGGGUAUGGCAUAAAUGGAACUGGAGACUGCAAUGAUUUCUGGCGAAUUGAGGUUGUGGGAAGAAAGACUGGGAAGCGUAUCAAAGUGCUACGUAGUCGGAUCAGGCUGAUUCAUGUGGCUACAGGUUGCCUCUUGGGUUCAACUGGGAAGACGUUGCCAAAAUGGGGCUGGGAGCAGGUAGAAGUCACCUGCACUCCAUAUCAGAAAGAGUCUCCUAAUUCUCUCUGGAAUGUUGAAGAUCACAUUAAUCCCAGGUUGCCCAAUAUCAGUUUGGAUGUUCUGAAACCUUCCUUUCCAGAGAUUCUACUGGAGUCUCACAUGGUUAUGAUCCGAGGGAACAGUGGCCUCAAACCAAAGGAGAAUGAAGUCACAUCCAAACCCUGGCACUGGCCUAUCAAUUACCAAGGCCUUCGUUUUUCUGGAGUCAAUGAAACAGACUACAGGGUUUAUUUGCUGGGAAAUCCGGUGAUCUGGUGGCUGAACCUAAUUACUCUGGGAUUGUAUAUCACAAUGGCAAUAUUCGUUUCUGUGGCCAUGAAGAGGGGAGUUCGGCUAAAAGCUGAGCACAAAGAGCUUUCUCGAGUCCUGCUACAUAGCGGAGGAAGGAUUAUGCUAGGAUGGGUCCUCCAUUACUUUCCUUUCUUCAUGAUGGGCAGAGUGCUCUAUUUUCAUCAUUACUUUCCUGCCAUGCUUUUCUCCUCAAUGUUGACAGGGAUUACAUGGGAUGUAUUUCUGAAAUUUUGUGCUGGUGCUCUGUCAGCCAGCAUUCAAUCUAGGAAGGUUUACAAUUAUGGGAUAAUGGUGCUGAUUCUGCUUAGUAUCUACAGAGUUUAGUGGACAGUGCAUCUUAUGUCAUCUAUUUGGUCCGACCCUCUAAUGUGUGUGAAAGAACUUUGAUCUGCCUUGCAAGUUUGCCACCGCCAAAACAAUUGAAUAUUUCAGGGUUCCUCAGUGGUAUAUCAAGUAGCUCUACACCUUAUACCUACUGCACCCAAUUAUGUGCUCUACUGUUGUGACGUUGGGUCUCUAGGAAUUUGAUUCAUGUUUAGAUC
Podarcis raffonei (Aeolian wall lizard) is the source of this 2407-nucleotide messenger RNA. It is a transcript of the gene POMT2, whose product is annotated as protein O-mannosyltransferase 2. Lineage: Eukaryota; Metazoa; Chordata; Lepidosauria; Squamata; Lacertidae. Gene Ontology annotation, cellular component: membrane. Gene Ontology annotation, biological process: protein O-linked glycosylation. The transcript has 21 exons. The record is from RefSeq and is a predicted model, not a curated record. Gene Ontology annotation, molecular function: mannosyltransferase activity. The coding region runs from base 84 to 2189 and encodes 701 amino acids.